Molecule: messenger RNA, 2299 nt
Organism: Scleropages formosus (Asian bonytongue)
Lineage: Eukaryota; Metazoa; Chordata; Actinopteri; Osteoglossiformes; Osteoglossidae
Product: cleavage and polyadenylation specificity factor subunit 7-like
Exons: 9
Coding region: 346-1680 (444 amino acids)
Molecular function (GO): RNA binding
Source: RefSeq, a predicted model, not a curated record
UCGAAGGGUCCGGGUGGGCGCCGCGGCGCGGGACGGUGAUUCCGCCUUGGCGCGUGGCUCCGUGUUCAGCGCGCCGCGGGAGGAGGCUGCACGCAAACAGUCGCGCGCACAGGCGCACACACACUCGCACGACGCAGCGGCUGAUGUUUUCUUUGCAGAAAACGGUGACUGCGGGAGGUAUCCGACCAGAAUAGUCAGUCAGUGGGGACACGACGGGAAACGCUGCUCGCCUCUGAGACUCUUGACUCGUCCCUCACCCGGUGUCAGUGUUGAGAAACGCAGUCAGUGUGACACACAAACACACAGUGAGAGCGCUUAGCCGAAGCGAAGCCGCCGAGUACACGAAUGGCGACUACCGGCGGCGUGAGCGCGCCGGACGCGACCGACUCCGAGCUCAUCGACAUCUACGGCGAGGACGUGAAGGAGAGCAGCGAGCAGGACGGCGAGUUCGAAGAGCGGUUGGAGUCCACCGAUCUCUAUGACGACGUGCUGACCGGCUCCGUGAACCUGGACGGACUCUCGGGAAGCGACCCCAGCAAGGCACGGGCGCCAAAGUCGGAGAGUAAGCCGGCGAUCCUCUACACGUACAGCGGGGGGCGGAGCAAGAAGCUGGCUGUGUAUGUAGGCAACUUCUCUUGGUGGACCACGGACACGGAUCUGAUCAACCUGGCCCGUCGGAUCGGGGUAAAGGACAUCGAGGAGAUUAAGUUUGCAGAGAACAGGGCCAACGGUCAGUCCAGAGGGUACGCCGAGGUGGUCGUGUCCUCGGAGGCCUCCUUGCAGCGGUUGUUGGACUCCCUGCCGCAGUGCCAUGUCAACGGCGAGAAGGUGGACUGCCGCUUCGCCACCCGCCACAACUUCUCCCUCUUCGAGGCGCAGGCGAAAAAACGGGUCCCACAGCGGUCAAAUUCACGAGAGUCCUCAGAUUUUGGAGAUGGACGUCCACCUGCGUCCUCCCUGGAGCAUCACAACCCUUCUGUGCCCCACAUCCACCCUCCCCACCCUCAUCCUAACAAGCCGUCCUUGCCUACCCACUUCUACGCCCGGCCCCCGCAUUUUGGGGCCGAUGCGCCUUCCAUAUUCUCUUUCCCACCUCCCCAUAUACCCCCUCCACCUCUGCCUCAGAUCUACCCCCCAACAGCCCCUCACCUCCCCAGCCAGCCAGCACCCACCUUACAUCUGAACCCUGCCUUCUUUCCAGCCUCGCAGGAGAGCUUUGCCAACGCAGCCUAUGGCCACAGUGUCAGGGAGAGCGACAUGUCCUCGUCUCCGUUGCCGGAUGGCGACUCUGAGGAGCUCAUGAGCAGGAACAGGGCCAUCGCUAGCGGCGCCAUCACCAAGGCCGUGUCCGGGGCUGCUGCAGGUGACUUCCCCACAGCCAUCGAGACCCUGUUGACAGCCAUCGCGGUCAUCAAGCAGUCCCGGGUGUCCGGAGACGAGUGCUGUCGAGCUUUGGUGACCUCCCUGAAGGACUGUCUCUUCUCCAUUGACCGCAAGUCCUGCGGAUCGAGGAAGCGGCAUCAUGACAGGGAGCGGGACAGAGAGACACCCCACAACCAGGCCUGGGAGGUAGGCGAGGGGUCUUGGAGACACAGAGAUCGCUCAACCAGCCGGGAGAGAGAGCACCCCCGCGAGAGGGAGCGCGACAGACACAGAGAUUACAGAGAGCACCAUCACUAGUGUCUUCUCUUUCAUUCCAUAUCUGUACCAAGCCUAUCACUCCCUUCCCUGUUCCAUUGGAGGGCAUAAUCCCUGACCCCUGAUGCCAACCCAAGGGCUCAAGGACACUUCUCUUCCCUUCAGGACAUUUCAGGCCUGCUGGCAAGGAGGAGAAGGAACAGAUACCUUCCCACACCAAGCUGCUGUAGAACCUGGGGUUUUAGGAAGAAUGUUGGGACAGGAAACUUCCUGUGAGAGAACAAGCGACAGCAAGAAACAGGACUCCAGGUUGUUGUUGAAGGUGUCUAGCUUCCCUGUAACGUCCUAAGAUACCAGAGCUUGGGGUCCGGUCUGUCCUGAAGGGCACCCACCUUCGCCAGCUCCACAGUGUUGCGUAGACUCAACCUUAUCUGUGCGUUUCACGCGUUAUGCUGAUGUUUUGGCAUCUUUCGCAGAAAGCCUUUUUUAUUAAUGUUGUUUUGUAAUUUAAUUUAACGGAGGCCGUUGAGCUCUGCGGUGGGGGGCUGUGACUGUUUGCCACAGCCCAAAAGCCCAAAGUUUGCUUCCCCCCCCAUACAUUGUUCCGUGUUCUUGCCUUGUGUUUUUUUUAUUUUUAACUAAGAAAUAAAAGAAAUUCUCC